GCUUUCCAACUUUUCAUAUUUCAUUUUCUUUCUGUCUUUUUCCUUUUUUUCAGCUCACUCUGUGUUUAUGGCUCUACUUCUUGCAAGGAUUGCAAGUGCAAUAGCUCUGCUUCUGUGUUUUAUAUGUGAUGUAGGCUCACAAAAUAUCAUACUUGAUCAAGAUCAAAACCCUGUCACUAAUUCCUACUCUAUUAAUCAAGGAUAUCCACUUUCUCUACUUUGCACAAAUAUAAAUGGAGACACUGUUACAUGGAACUUUCUGAACAAUGAAGUUCAAAGUUUAGCUACGCUAAUAGCUUCAAGUUUUAUACCAUUAAAUGAUGGAAUGAGGAGCCUUAUUGAACAAAUAGAUGCUUUUAGAAGCCUCUAUCGUGUGGACAUGGGAUCAAUAUCUGCUUUGACCAGCUAUACUAAUAAUGAAAAUGAAAAUGAAACCAUAUUACCUAAUUCGGACAUUGCUGGUCCUUACUCAUGUGUCUCUGACAGCAUUAAUGGCAGUAUGACAAAUGUGAUUAUUAAUGUCAGAAAUCCUAGUGGAUCCUUUUCUCAGUUCUUCAUCAGAUCCACUAGUAACCUUUUUAAUGUUAGUAAUGUCAACAAUCAAGAAUAUCAACUGGCAGUCCUUGAAGCAAAUAUAUUCACUAGAGCUGUCAUCAAUGGCUUAAAUGUAUCAGCAGAUCCAAUAAGAAACAUAUCCUGUUACUUUGUUCCACUUACUGCAUCUGAAGCUAGUGAUGAAAAACUGCAUCGUUUUGAGUGUAACCUAAAAGAGUAUCCAUCAAGUGAUUCCUUCAGAGAGUCAGUUGCACCAGCUAUUACUAGCUUAUUAUCUGAGCUGGGAUUUCAAGACACUCAGACAUCAGAUAGUGGAUUCUGUGAUCACAAUCAGACAACAUCAUCCUUUGGUAAUCAUAUAUGGUCUGAAUCAGUUGGUGGUAGUACGUCUGUACAGCCUUGUAAUGGCAGCAAUGAUACCAGGGCUGUCAUUAGAAUGUGUCAGACCAAUGGAGAUGGCUGGAGAGAUCCUGAUUAUAGUCAAUGUGCUGAAGGAGGAAUUGGUGUGACUGGAACUCUAGUCAUUGUUGUUCCUGAUAGUGGAGCUAUUGAGAAUUCUGCUUAUACUAUAAAUGAAGGGUAUCGGUUUGCUUUGCUUUGUGCGACAUCAAACAGUAGAGAGGAACCAGUUUGGAUUGGUCCUAAUGGCAAUCAAAUUCCAGAUGUAGCAGUCUUUGCAAACUCAAGCUUCAUAAUCAUCAAUGGGAGGAGAGAACUCAAUCAAGGAGUUUCUGUGCUUGAUUUUAUGCGAUUGUUUUCCUUCAGGACCUCUGAGGAGAAUUCUCAAGGAGUUUUUUUAACAAGUUAUUUUAAUGGACUGUCUAGUGACAGUGACUUCUUACUCCCUGAUUCAAACAUUGGCGGUACUUACAUGUGCAUGUCUGGGAAUCAGUCUCAAUCUGUAUCUGUCAGUCUUAGAAGACCCACUGGAAUGUUUUCUCGAUUUUUUUUCAGGUUCACUGGUAGCAUUUCCUCUACAAUUAAUGUUAAUGACAGAGACUAUCAAUUGGCAUUUAUUGAGGCAAAUCUGCUUCCAGUAGUUGUUGAUGGACUAAAUUUUUCAACAGAUCCAAUUAGAACAAUAGCCUGUCAGUUUGUUCCUCUUUCUCAGUUUAGUAGUAAUGGUCAAGACCGCUUUGAGUGUGAUGUAAGAGAGUAUCCACCAAACAGCUCAUUUGUGGGGGAUGUUGGAAACAGACUAUCUAGUGUCAUCUCUAACACAAUUUUUCAUGACAUACAACUAUCAAACACUGGAUUUUGUAAUUUUGAAGAAACUUCGACAUUUCCAUAUGGCUUUUUUACUUGGCCUGAGACUGUUGUUGGUAGUGUUGCUAGAUUGCAAUGCUCUGAAACUACAUUUGCUACUCGAGCAUGUAACAAUGGAGCUACUUGGGGUGAUCCUGAUUUUAGUCAAUGCAACAGUGGGGGAGGUUCAAGAGGAUCAUUUUCAAUUUUUGACCUAAACAGAGUAUCUGUCAGAGAAUCUUAUACAAUAAAUCAGGGAUAUAUCUUUGGAUUGAGAUGUGGAAUAUUUGGGGGUUCAGUCCCAAAAGUGGAUACAUUUAAAUGGUUUGAUUCAAAUGGAAAUGAAGUUCAAAAUUUAACCAAGUUCAUUGACUCAAGUUUCAGAUCAACAAAUGAGGGAACAAGACUCCUUAAUCAAGGACUCUCCAUUGCUGAUUUCAAAGGACUCUAUUCACAUCGAUUUAUUAAUGACUUUGAAUUUUUUGAUGUAGCAUAUUUAGUAAGUUAUGUGGAUUUUGACCGAGAGGGUGAAUUGAUACUACCUGGUACAAGUAUCUCUGGAACAUACACAUGCAGAUCUUCAUCUGGGAAUUAUUCUCAAACAAUUUCAGUCAAUACUAGAAAUCCCAGUGGCUCAUUUUCUCAAUUCUUCUUCAGGUUCACUGCAUUAUUUACUAAUAUAAGUGUCACAGAUGUUGAGGAUAAAGACUAUGAACUAGCAGUCAUUGAAGCAAAUAUAUUUUUUGAAGCUGUUGUUAGAGGUUUCAACUCAACAAUAGAUCCAAUCAGAACAAUGUCCUGUCACUUUGUUCCACUUAGAAUGGAGGAGAAUGGCACUGGUGAUCGUGUGGAGUGUGAUGUGAGGGAGUAUCCACCAAACAGUUCAUUUGUGGAAAUUGUUUGGCAAAAUAUAAGUACCUUUAUAUCAGAUCGUACUGAGAAUAAUGAAAUACACUCUAUUGUAAUGUCAGUCACUGGGUUUUGUAAUCAAAGUCAAACUGAGUCACUAGAAUUUGGUGCUCAUACAUGGCCAGAGUCAGUUGGUACUACUAUACUUACAAUGCCUUGUGGUAACUAUCCACUGAUGAAUGUCACUCGAAUGUGUCAGACUAAUGGAGUUGGCUGGGGAAAUCCUGAUUAUAGUCAAUGUGAAACUCGUACUUGUGAAAAUGAAACUAUUGUAACAAAUCGUGGUACAUUUCAAUGGCCAGUAACACCUGUUGGAUCAUUAGCUGACCUUCCUUGUCCUCAUGGUCCUAUUGGAGCUAGAGCUAUUAGACAGUGUAGAAGGAAUGGUGUAUGGGACACUCAUGAUAUAUCAAACUGUGCUGAUCCUAGGAUUACUGCUGAAUUUACCAACAUAGCUGAUUUCUUAUUUGCUUUCUUCAAUGCUUUCCAAGGAUUCUUUAUAUUCAUAUUCUUUGUUGUGCUGAGCAGUGAUGCAAGAGCAGCAUGGAAAUCCCUAUUGUGUCCAUGCUUCAAAAAAGAUCAACAGGAAACAUCUAAAUACAAUCUAUCCUCCAGCAAGAAAGCUAAAGCAUCAGGGACACUCUCAUCAAGUUCUUACGGCAUGAAAUCAAAUACUUUGAAUACAGAGUCUGUUAUGAAUAAGUUGGCUGAAGAUAACAAUUAUGCUACUCUUCCUUCUCUGCUUGAAGAGAAUGAGGAGGAGUUGUCUCAGGAUUUGGAUCUGAUUGCACUCAAAGGAGCUCGUGUGACACGUCACUCAACUCGUAAGCGCACUCGCCAUGUGGAGAAAGUUGAAUUGGAUUUCUUUGAUGAUGAUGAUGAUAAUGAUGAUGAUGAGAAACAAUUCUAA
This is a messenger RNA of Amphimedon queenslandica, 3619 nucleotides long. RefSeq lists its product as uncharacterized. The transcript has 21 exons. Bases 68 to 3619 code for a protein of 1183 amino acids. Gene Ontology annotation, molecular function: G protein-coupled receptor activity. The record is from RefSeq and is a predicted model, not a curated record. NCBI's taxonomy places the organism in Eukaryota, Metazoa, Porifera, Demospongiae, Haplosclerida, Niphatidae. Gene Ontology annotation, biological process: cell surface receptor signaling pathway. Gene Ontology annotation, cellular component: plasma membrane.